Molecule: messenger RNA, 2907 nt
Organism: Salvelinus fontinalis (brook trout)
Lineage: Eukaryota; Metazoa; Chordata; Actinopteri; Salmoniformes; Salmonidae
Product: E3 ubiquitin-protein transferase RMND5B-like
Exons: 11
Coding region: 179-1354 (391 amino acids)
Biological process (GO): proteasome-mediated ubiquitin-dependent protein catabolic process
Cellular component (GO): GID complex; cytoplasm; nucleus
Molecular function (GO): ubiquitin protein ligase activity; protein binding
Source: RefSeq, a predicted model, not a curated record
CAGGAAGGAAGUUCCGCAGAUCAAAGGACGACUGGUGGAGAAUAGCUGUCACGACAGAGCUAGCACACCUGGUUCAACGAAUCAUCAAGCCUUUGACUAGGUGAGUCAGGUGAGCUGGUUCCGGCCCUUGACUAGAUGAAUCAGGUGGUAGUGAAUGCGGUAGAGUCCCAGUCUAGGUAUGGAGCAGUGUGCGUGUGUGGAGCGGGAGCUGGAGAAGGUGCUCCAUAGGUUCGUCAUGUACGGACACCAGUCAGAGGAACGGCUGGACGAACUACUACGCAGCGUCUGUGAGCUACGGGGACAGCUGGUUACAUUCGGGGUACAAGAUGCAGAUCUUUCAGUGCUGUCUCAGACGAUGGCCCAGUGUUGUAAGAACAUUAAAGAAACAGUACAGCUGCUGGCCUCCAGACACAAGGACAUCCACGGCAGUGUCUCCAAAGUCGGCAAAGCUAUCGACAGGAACUUUGAUGCAGAGGUGAGUGCAGUGGUGGCAGAGACAGUGUGGGACUCACCUGAGAGACAGAAGUACCUGAGUGAGACCAUUGUGGAACACCUGUACAGACAAGGCAUGCUGAGCGUGGCAGAGGACCUAUGUCAGGAGUCUGGAGUAGUGAUUGACAUGAGCAUGAAGCAGCCAUUCUUGGAACUCAACAGGAUCCUGGAGGCCUUGAGGAUGCAGGACCUCAGACCAGCACUAGAGUGGGCAGUAACAAACCGGCAGCGCCUGCUGGACCUGAACAGUACCCUGGAGUUCAAGCUGCACCGCCUCUACUUCAUCAGCCUGUUAAACGGAGGCAUCACCAACCAGCUGGAGGCGCUACAGUACGCCAGGCACUUCCAGCCCUUCGCCUCACAGCACCAGAGAGACAUCCAGAUCCUCAUGGGUAGUCUGGUGUACCUGCGGCACGGCAUAGAGAACUCUCCCUACCGCUCUCUGCUAGAGACCAACCAGUGGGCUGACAUCUGUAACAGCUUCACCAGGGACGCCUGCGCUCUGCUGGGGCUAUCUGUAGAGUCACCUCUCAGUGUCAGUUUUGCGUCAGGCUGCAUGGCUCUACCAGUCCUGAUGAACAUCAAACAGGUGAUUGAACAGAGACAGUGUAGCGGAGUCUGGACACACAAGGACGAGCUGCCUAUUGAGAUAGACCUGGGGAAGAAGUGCUGGUACCACUCCGUGUUCGCAUGUCCCAUCCUCCGGCAGCAGACGUCAGAGAGCAACCCUCCCAUGAAGCUCAUCUGUGGACACGUCAUCUCCAGAGACGCCCUCAACAAACUCACCAACGCUGGAAAACUGAAAUGCCCCUACUGUCCCAUGGAGCAGAACCCGUCAGAUGCCAAGCAGAUCUUCUUUUGAUCCCCCAUCCUGUUUCUGGAAACCCCCAGGCCCCAGGCAAAGUGGAGCCCCUUUGAGCUACAGUAGCUACCUGCUACCCCAGGACCCCUGUAAAUCCCCCAUCCUACCUCCUGAGAGAGAGCGAUCUCAAAAGGAUCAUUCAUUCAUUGACACUCAUUUUCAGCUGCCUGCAGAACUUACUAUAGGCUUAUUCUUGUUAAGGAUGUGAUGAUGCGUUAUCAUAGCGUAUCAAGUUGAGUUGUAGAGUUUUUGGACGACUGCUCUGUUCCUUAUUUCUUUCCUCUAUAUAUCCAUCUGUAGGCUUUCCUUAGAACACAGAAUCCUCUAUAUAUCCAUCUGUAGUCUUUCCUCAGAACACAGAAUCCUCUAUAUAUCCAUCUGUAGGCUUUCCUCAGAACACAGAAUCCUCUAUAUAUCCAUCUGUAGGCUUUCCUCAGAACACAGAAUCCUCUAUAUAUCCAUCUGUAGGCUUUCCUCAGAACACAGAAUCCUCUAUAUAUCCAUCUGUAGGCUUUCCUCAGAACACAGAAUGGUCGGUUGAAUGGAUGUUAGAGAGGUGAUGUGACAUUAUGGUUUUUAGGAAGUUGUCUGAUUUCAGGAGAGUAUUUAAACUUCUAUAUUACAGAGGUAAAGCUAAGUGGCCUCUGAGAAAGUAUAUUCACAUAUAUAUUGUAUUGAGAGGUUGUGAUUGGCUGAUAGGUUGAGGUGACCGUGGUUACAGUUUGUGAAUGGAACACUGAUUGUAAAAAAGUAAAAUUUUGCCUAUUGGCUAUGAUGUAAUAAAGGCCCUGAUUGGUUGAAAGUCACUAUGGGUUACAGUACAUGUAUCAGUGUGACGAUCAACAGUUGUGAUCGAUGGAGAGGUCGAGGGUCAAUUGGCUGAUUGAUUUUGCAACUGCCUCCAAUAACAAGAAUUUUCCUGUUUCUUGUUCUGUGUAGGCCGAUGUAUUUAACAAAAACAAAUUAUACUACUGUGAAGUCUGAUUUUGUUUUUAUUUAUCAUCGCUAGAAUCAAGUCUCCUGUAAGAUAGUGAAACCAUAAGUAACUUUAUACCUUUUUAUGAAAUAUAAUUCUGCCACAAAAUAGCAACAUCAGUAUUGGAUCCAUGAUCAAAUCCUUCUCCUUGGACCAAACGGAUAGCUCCCAGCCCAUGAAAUGGUGAUGUCAGCACCAGCAUCUCUUUAACAGCCGACACAUGGUAGCAGUCAGCCAUUAUAUCAACUCUGCACUGAUCACCAGUCAGAAUUAAUGAUGGUAACAGGUCUUUAUUUGAUGGUUUGUGUGCGUACACGUUCGUUUUGUGUUUAGUUGAUUUGACAUUUUAUUUACUGCUUUUGGUUGACAAUCAUUCAUCUCCUUUCCCAGAAUACAUUAAGGUCUGUUAUGGCUUCUUCUUCUUUUCCAGUAGUCAGAGUUAUUGAGUUCUUGUAUGAUAGGUUUGCCUUUUACCUGCUUCUCUUUCUUUAUUCAAGUUUUAUUGUACAUAUUUAUUCUCUAACAUGUUUCAUAUUAUACUUGCAUCUUGAAAUGGAAUAAAAACUUUAUACUCCAA